UGUCGACUAGUAAAGAGCGGACAGUGUUCCUGGAUAUCACAAAAAUGAUACUGCGGCUGUCCAAAGUCGUGAUAUGUCUAAUAACUAUGUCGAAUUCAUGGGUCACUUCGGACACAAAAAUACUACAUGAAUAUUCUAAAUUGAUUACAAAUUAUAUCUCCAAUGUGGUGGAAAAUGCAGCAGGAAAAACCCAGUGCGCAAGUGAUUUGAAGAGUCUGGCACAUGAUUUGAUGAAUAUGAAGAGAUGGGCACUCGACAUGGUUGAUGCUUCUGGAAAAGUAUCCAGUGGUAUCCUAGCAGGAAAUAUCUAUAUGACAGGAAGUUUCGAUCAGUGUCUGGAGAUAACGGAAUCAAAAAACGAUACCAUGAUAAAUGGACAAUAUUGUACGGUAUCCAUAACCACCAGUAAACAAAAUUCGGGACCAUUUGAUUUUCUGUUGAGUACCGCAACGGUUGCUGAAUUUUUAGGGAUACGUUUGAACCCAAAAACAUCAAAUUUCUUGAACACAAUUAAGUUACAUUACGGAAUAUGUAUUCCUCAUUCCUGUUCAAUUGGCAAUCUCCAAAAUAUAUGGGACUACAUUGAACAUUCAUUCAGAGUACCUGCUCAUGUUGACUUUCAAGAUAUGAUGUGUAGAAUGAAGGGAAAAUAUGUCGAACCAUAUUUCAUUGAUAAAUAUAUCAUAAUGAUUUUCAUGCUCUAUAUUUUUAUGUUAGUCGUAUGCACGUGGUACGAUUUGACAAUUCAUAAGCCGAAUGAAGACGAAGAUUUCAUAUUAUGUAGCGGAACCGUGUUGAAAUUCAUCGAGUCUCAGCUGAAAAAUCGACCAGAGUUCUCAUUUGUGAUCAGCGCAUCCUAUGCCGUAGAUACAUUUUUAUUCAUGAGUGGAUUACUCUUAUGCUAUGGAGUAUUUAAGAAUCAAGAGUUACUGAAAAAGAGAAAGCAAUUUCCAGUUAUAUACAUGUAUAUAUACAGAAUAAUGAGGUUAUCUCCAGCUCUUAUUGCAACAGUUUUCUUUUAUACGAGUGUUUUCAAAAAACUCAGCGAUGGACCAGGUUGGCCAUUAUAUUCUAGGAAACUUUCGGGCAGUUGCGCCAAAAAUUGGUGGGCUACAUUAUUAUUUGUGUCUAAUUAUUUGGAAAUAACUCAACAGUGCAUAGAACAAUCCUGGUAUAUCGCACUAGAGUCCCAAGUAUUUCUCGUCUCACCAAUAUUACUGAUAUACUUCCUGAAGACGCCCUGGAAAACUUCUUUGCUGUGUAUUGGCAUUUGUGUUUUAUCUGGACUUUACGCGUUCGUGAUUACAGUACAGAACGAAUUGGGAGCUAUAUAUCUUGAGCAUAAUUUUAAAAUACUUUCGAAUUUAACAAAUCAAUUUAUUUUUCAGUUCACGAAUGUAUUUUUAUGGAUUUCCACAUUCACUGCAUUUGUCAGUCUCAUACUAUUGCACCAAGUUUUCACAAGAAACGAUGAUUACGAUCCUAUUAGAGCUGGCCUAUUCAACUCUUGCGCUAGGCAAGCAUGGGCCCUUGUUACUGGAAGUAUUGUGUUCCUCUGUUGCACAGGUCAUGGAGGCAAGCUAAAUGAGUGGUUGUCGCUUCCCAUAUUCCAAGUCUUGGUCAAACUAUCAUAUAGUGUGUACCUGACCCAAAUGAUUGUCAUAGUUUACUUCAUUGGAUCUAAACAGCAUUCAGACUAUUUCAGCUACAUGAAACUGUUCCACGACUAUAUGGGUGAUCUGUUUUUCAUAUUUGUAUUAGCUACAAUUUGGUGUUUAGCUUUUGAAUCUCCAUAUGUCGCUCUAGGAAAAGCUAUUUUCAAUAAGGCCCUCAAAGAAGCAGCAGGAAAUCAAUUGAAAGUGGGUACCAAGAAAAAGAGGAAGAAUAAGAAAGGAUAUGUGGUUUGUGUUUAUAAAUAUGACGAAGAUGAUAAUACGACUAAAAAAAUGAUCUGAAAAAUUGUUAUGCAAAUUUUUUAAAAAAAUUAUUAUUUCAAUUGUAUUCAAUAUGUUUUGGUUUAUUGUGGAAAUUUGGA
This is a messenger RNA of Leptinotarsa decemlineata (Colorado potato beetle), 2035 nucleotides long. Its product is annotated as nose resistant to fluoxetine protein 6. Gene Ontology annotation, molecular function: acyltransferase activity, transferring groups other than amino-acyl groups. The record is from RefSeq and is a predicted model, not a curated record. NCBI's taxonomy places the organism in Eukaryota, Metazoa, Arthropoda, Insecta, Coleoptera, Chrysomelidae.